AGAAAACUACGAUCGCUCCUGUAAAAUGAAGAAAGUGGGAUCGCUCCCGUAACGUUUCCGCCGGGAGAGGGCGCGUUUGACAGCUGUCAUUUGCGCGCUUUCCUCUCGGGCGGACGACGACGGACGGAAAUCUUUAUUUAUAUCACACACGACGAUGUUCCCCUAGAGUGCGACCGGCUGUGAACGUGCGUGACGAAAACGAUACGAAAACACGACAGAAUGGCGAACGAGGAGGUGUUGGGUCCGCGAAAAACGAUGUUUGUAUUAGUGAUUGUUGUGGGGUGUUUUGCGGUGCUCUGGCCCAGGAUCCUGUCCCCGCUGAUCCUGGGCCACACGCGGGACCAGUUGAAGCCCAACCAGUUCGACCGGGAGGCAGGAUGCUGUGAGGUAAUGUUUGCAUCGGAAGUAGCAGUUCUGGAGCUCAUCAACGAAGUGUGCAACUCAGUGGUGCAUGCUGACGUGAAAAUAUCACCGUACGCAGCUGCUGAAUGUAGAAAGGCUGUGAACGAAACAUGUGGCGUUGAUAUAGCAGCGUUUUUGAAACGCGAUGAGAAUGUGGGGAAGACGUCUAAGAACUUGGUCAAUAUUAUGAAGAGUAGCAACAGUUCGUGCUUGAAAGAGCACUUUGGGAUGCCACAAUGGAGCCUCAAUGCGCAUACAGCGUUGAACUCUUGGACUAUACCAGACACCGUGAAGCAAGAGCGCCCGUCCAUGCGAGUGGGCCCGCACCCUGCUUUGCGCGAGAGAGGGCGCGCCAUCCCACCAGGGCCCAGUCCGCAGCCGCGGCCACCCAUCACCAUGCCGCCGCACGCCAGGGUACGCCCUUCCCCCCUAGCGGGGUACUAUGAGCUCGACAUCAAGCCGCCCCCAAUCCCGGGCAUGAGGCCGCCCCUGGGCUCGCCCGGGGGCCCCGUGGCCGCGCCCAAGUCUUCCAUGGGCUUCGUCAUGCCCAUCUACACCAUCUGCAUCAUCGUCUUCUUCGUCUACACGCUUAGCAAGAUACUGUUCAAGCGCACCGGCUCGACGCCCUACGAGGCGGUGAGCCCCGACCCUCAGUUCAGGAGGCGCGUCUUCAGGGAUGACUCCAGGACCUCGCCUGACAAGCUGGGCCCGAAGGAGCGAGACACGAGGGACGACGAGUUGGAGGCGCUGCGCGCGCGGCUGGCGGAGACGGAGCGCGCCAUGCAGCGGAUCGUGGGCCAGUUGGCCAAACGCGACGCGGACCUGCAGGAUAACCACGCUCGCCCCUACACUAACGGAACCGUCCUACACAACACCGGGCCCGUGCACAUAGUCGCGAGUGAGUACCGGGAGGAGUCCAAAGAGAAAAGCCCAGAACCCGCCAAGAAUGAAUCCAUCCCUGAGUCUAAAGAACCCUCCCCUGAGCCUAAAGAAUCAGCUCCAGAAGAGAAACCAACCCCUGCGCCCAAAGAAUCCCCUCCCGACCUUAAAGAACCCAAAGAAUUCUCCCCUGAGCCUAAAGAAUCAGCUCCAGAAGAGAAACCAACCCCUGCGCCUAAAGAAUCCACUCCCGAGCACAAAGAACCUACCCCUGACCGCAAAGAAUCUUCCGCUGAACUUGAAGAGUCUUCACCAGAGCCCAAUGAAUCCUCCCCUGACCUGAAAGAAUCUUCUGUUGAGCUUGAAGACCUUACACCCGAGUCCAAAGACACCAGUCCUGAAUCUGAAGAGCCGAUCCCAGACCAGAAAGAAUCCACUGAAACAAAAGACCAAAAACACAAUGCAGAUCUCGUUAAACUUACAGAUACUGAAAACGCUGUAGAAAUUGCUGAAGACGUUGUAGUAAAAUCCACUGAAGACUUUUUGGACAACGCUAGAGAAGUGGAAGUGGUUUCGGCUAAAGAAUUUGAGGAAAGUCCCAAGAAAGAAGAGAGGACGACACCUGAACUGCUAGAGGAGGCUCUGAAAGAGGAUUCGUCGGAGAAAGGAUCGGAGGAUGGCGCGGAGGAGGACCAGGAAAAACCCAGUGUAAAGGUGGUGGGCAUGGAGGUGACGGCGCACACGGCGGACGGCGGCUCGUGGCGCCCUCCCGCGAUCGCCACCGCGCCCGCGCCCGCGCCCGCCGGUCGCGCGCACGAGGCGGAGUCGGUGCAGUCCAUCUUCUUGGAGACUCAGAUCCCGCAGCAGGCGCGAGUGCUGGUGGCCGACUUCCAGGACCACGCCGACGCGCGUACGCAGCCCAAGCACUCGCCGACGGUGGUGAGCGGCAAGAUGACGCUGUCUCUCAUCCAGGACGCGCCGCGAGACACUCCCGACCGGGAUCUUGAAUCAACAGUAGACGACUUCACAACAGCGAGUGGAGUCACACAGCCGGCCGCUGAGAAAGACGAAGAGUUGUCCGACGAGGAAAUCGACGAGGAGAUCGAGAUAGAAGAGAUCGAGGAAGAAGUUGAAGAAGUUGACGAGGAAGAAGAACCGAAGAAGAACUCGGUCCAGAAGAAGUGAACUGAUUGUAAAGGCGCGGUACCUCGGCAUUAGAGGGUUAGAUUUUGAUAGAGCUCCCAUCGACAACAAGAAUAAAUUGUAUUGUCAAACGAUUCUGAAACGCUUAGUGGCAAAAAAUGGAAUAUUAUUAAUUGUAGCGCCAUCCUAAUAAUGUCGUAGUUGACUGGGACGGUUCAGUGUUGGAAUCGAAAAAAAAAAUUACAGAAGGAAAAUCAAUAUGGUAUCUGUGGUGCAAUAUAAAACAUAGAUAACAAAUAGCACAGACCAUGUUAGCGUCGCUUCUGUUUUGUUUAUUGUCUGGCUCUAAUGAAGGAGUAUGAGUUUUCUUUGAAACUACUUUUAACUAGGGGGCACUCAUACUAACAUAAAGAUUCCUACAAGCUUAAUAAAUGUUAAGCAAAGUGAAAGCUUAUAUCAUAAAACGAUGUAAAUCGAUGGUAAAUACCACAUUUAUUCUUGUUGCUGUUGGAAGGACAGAUGAAACGUAGAUAUGUGCGAAUAUUUUGUAAUAAAUUUUUUACUGGCAUUGAAGUUUAAGGAAGUUAGAAUAAUAGUUAUAGAUAUAUUUAGGCUUUAUUUCUUUGCCACUCAUUCUCUGACUUCAUUUUUGUUACAAUUAUGUGUUAUACUUCUGGGAUGUGUCAUUGAUAAGUUGAAAAUAAGAUUUAAACCUCUAAUGUCGAUUCAAAGAAUAAUGACGAAAUGAAAGAUAAUUUUGACCUAAGAUACAGAUUUGAUUAUUGCUCUUUUCAAUUAUAUUCGCAUAGCGUAUGCAUAUACUUUAGUUCUAUUCAGUAACCAAGUAAUUUUAUCUUUGGUCAUUGUUAUCAUCAAUUUGUCAAAAUUCGUGACAUGUACUGGCAACUUCUAGCGCUACUUUUAAGCUCCAUAUCUAGAUUAUAUUGAGUGAUAUCGCGAGUCUUAACAUAAUAUUAGGGUCAAGUAAUCCAACUAUACGUUAAAUUUAACCAUUUCGACGUGCGGUCUCUGUGAUCACAGAUAUCAGUUAAGUCCGGAGUUAAGACAGCAGUUUUUUUUUUCAAUGGUAACAUUUAUUUAUUUUUUACAUAAAGUUCGUAGUAAUGUCAGCAGGGACCUAUUGAGUGGAUUGAGGGAAAAUAAUAUUAUAACUGGAAAGUUGCGACAUUACUAUCAUACCAUGGAUAUUAUAUUUUGUAAGUAAUAAAGUGUCUGAUAUUUAUGCUGUCGGACUGUUGAGACCACAGUGACCGCAUUUAGUAAGAUGUUUUCAUCUAGAUGUAAAUUUCAUUUACUUACGCAUUGACUAAAUAUUUCUCGUGAGUGUUGAAGGAAUAAACAAUCUAGACGUAAUGUUGCUGUAACUACGAAUUUAUAUUUAAAGUAAUAGUACAACUUUCUGGUUCAGUUUGUGCCAAAUUUUCUUCCAGCUUUUUAUUGUUAUUGCUAUAAAAUAGAAAACAUUUUGUAUUAUGAUUAUUGUACUCAAGCUCAACUUAAAUUUACUACGUUUAUUGUAUAUUUAGGCCAAUUUUUAAGUCUGCAAAUUAAAAGCCAAAUUUUCCUUAUAUUUUAGAUAAUAGCUCAAUAAAGCCCCAGUUUAAAUUUUAAGUAGGAUAUUAAAAUUUGCACCUGUGUGAGUUUGUAGAUAUAAUUGUGCAUUUAUGAAUAAUUGUGCAAGUGUAUUUAUUUUUUAUUGAUCAUCAUUUCAUUGCAAAUGCCUAUUGCAUUAAAGUAUGCGCUGCUACAAACAGUUGUUUUGUUACUAUACCUGUAAGUAUCUGUGGCACAAAGAAUAUUUUAACUUGGUGACACGAUGCAGCGCAUGGCAAUUAAGAAGUAGCUUUAUUGCUCUCUAGAGGGACUAACUUUUAUGUUUAAAUGUUGCCGAAAUGAACACGUUUCAUUGUGUUAUGUUAUUAGUGAAUAGCUUAAAAUGAGAAUUGGAAAAUUAGCGACCCUGGAAGGUUUUCAUCUGAGUGAUGUUGACGCCCAAAUAUCUUUUAUUAUUAUACCUAUGUUGACCCCAAAGCUCUACUAGUUGCAGAGAGAUGCUUUUUAUCUGUCACUAUAGCUAAUUUUUACACACAUGUGGUCUAUAUUUUUUACAUCAGUCAAAACUAAUCUUAAAAAUGAAUGUUGGAGGUUAAUUCAAUUCAAAUUAACUAUAAGAUUACUAGCUUUGAAAGUACGAUAUUUUUACAGGAUAUUAUGUUCUUUGUUUAAGGCUUUAGUACAGAUUUAACAGUGUGAAGCUUGAACAUUCCUAUUCUCAUUUGUAUAUUAACCUAUUUGAUAUACGUAAAAACUACAAAUAUUAUUUAUUGUUAUUAUUUAUUUGUGUACUUAUUGUAGGACAAUUUAACAUUUAAUUGUAGCAUUUUCGUUGCUUGUUAUGUUUUGUUUUUUAGUUGUAAGGAAUAAACGUGAAUUAACUGAA
Ostrinia furnacalis (Asian corn borer) is the source of this 4885-nucleotide messenger RNA. RefSeq names its product RIC3 acetylcholine receptor chaperone (gene RIC-3). Gene Ontology annotation, biological process: protein localization to cell surface; synaptic transmission, cholinergic. The coding region runs from base 220 to 2466 and encodes 748 amino acids. Lineage: Eukaryota; Metazoa; Arthropoda; Insecta; Lepidoptera; Crambidae. The record is from RefSeq and is a predicted model, not a curated record. Gene Ontology annotation, cellular component: neuronal cell body; intracellular membrane-bounded organelle; neuron projection. The transcript has 13 exons.